Messenger RNA from Larimichthys crocea (large yellow croaker), 1397 nucleotides. It is a transcript of the gene lrrc73, whose product is annotated as leucine rich repeat containing 73. NCBI's taxonomy places the organism in Eukaryota, Metazoa, Chordata, Actinopteri, Sciaenidae. The record is from RefSeq and is a predicted model, not a curated record. Gene Ontology annotation, molecular function: protein binding. Bases 165 to 1139 code for a protein of 324 amino acids. The transcript is spliced from 7 exons.
AUCCGCUCUGAUACCCGUCCGCCGUGGAUCAGAACCGGCGCGUGGCCUGCGGGGGGAUCAGAGGCACCGGAGCAGAGAAUGAUGACAUCAGCGCGUGAACGUCCCGAUCCUCCGCGCGUGAGCUGAUCGAUCAUCAGGUGUUCUCGCGCUCCGACCUGUCCGCCAUGCUGCCAGCCUCCAUCCAGAUCACGGGCGAGCUGCUGUCAGCCGCCGAGGUCCAGGACAUCUGUGAGAGUCUGAAGGAGGACAGCGUGCGGCUGCUGUCUGUCCGCGGCUGUCAGCUCGCCGACCGAGACUUUGGACGCGUCUGUCGCAGCGUGGCAGAGUCACACUCCCUCGCUCAGCUCAACCUGAACCUGGGCGUGGUGUCCAGCAUCAGCCGGACCCGACACCUGGCCGACGCUCUGAAGAGUAACCGGUCCCUGCAGACUCUGUUUCUCCAUGGCAACCCUCUGUUGGAUGCCGGCCUGGUGACACUGAACUCGGCCCUGUCAACCCACCCGGCGCUGGUCUGCCUGGACCUGGGAGACUGCAUGCUGGGAGACGAGGCGCUGGGUCUGAUCUGUGGGAUGCUUCCGCCCGACGGAGCCAAGUCAGGUCUGAGGGAGCUCACACUGAGCGCCAACCCAGGAAUCAGCUCCAAAGGCUGGGCUCAACUCGCCAUCGCUGUGGCUCACAGCUCCCAGCUUCGAGUGCUGAACCUGGACUACAACCCACUGGGUGAUCAGAUUGCCGGCAUGCUGGCGGUUGCUGUGGCGUCCAGCAGAACUCUGGAGGUGUUGGACCUGGAAGGAACCGGACUGACCAACCAAUCAGCACAGGUCUUCUUGGACAUGGUGGAGAACUACCCAACCAGUCUGCGGGUUCUGGUUCUGGCAGAGAACGACAUCAGUCCAGAGCUGCAGCAGCAGAUCUGUGACCUGCUGUCUGAAGGGGAGGAAGACGAUGACAGAGAGGCCCUGCCCCUCCACCCGGGCCCCGCCUCCAGCAGCGCCCUGCUGCCAAUCAGAGACAAGUACCAGCCAAUCAGAGACAAGUACCAGCCCCCCGCCUGGCUCCCCCACAGCAACUCCAACACCCAGAUGGUCUUGCUGACAUCAGGUCUAGGUGACAGUCUAUUGGCUGAGACUGAGAUGUGACCCCUCCCACAGACACACCCACUUCCGGUUUGACCUUGUUUGGUUUGUUUUUCUGCACUGCACUUCUCUGGGUUGUCAAAUCACCUGAUCACUAGCCAAUCACAUGCUCUGCAUGGUUUGACGUAGCACCUGUACGUAGACGGGGUGGAGCUUGAACGGCACAAACCUUUGGACAGGUGUAGCUCGACAGGUGUACUGUGUGUUCAUGAAUGUUUGUUCUGCUGCUCUGAUGUCACAAUAAAACUGUUUACAGCUUCA